AUGUCGAAUUUUGCAUCAAAUUUGGGAGAGAAACUGAAAAAAGUCAAUUAUUUUUUGAAAGGAUUAAUUUGUGAGCAAGAUGUUGAUUAUUCGAGAUUUGAAACAAAGUGAGUUCAUUCUUUAAAUUUAGAAUGUAUUUUUGAAAAUAUUUAAUUCAGAUUGGAUGGUUCAGAUGUUGUAACAUUUCGCGAAAAUGAUAAAGCAUUUCGAUUAUUUCGAACAAAUGUUCAUGUAAAAAUUGGUGCAUAUAUAGCUUGUGUAAUUGGUUUCUGUGUUACAAUUGCAUUCUGUGUUACUUAUUCACUUUAUCAUUCACGUGGAAUGGGACGAAAUCCAUUUAUUGAUCAUCUCGAAGUUAUUGAUCUUAUAUUCGCAUUUUUAGUUGGUUUACCUUGUCAUAUUUUAUUAUUCUACGGGUUGUGGACCGAUAAGAAAUUGUUGUUCAGUCCAUUUUUGGUAUUCUAUGUCACUAAUUUUAUUUUGAAUUGUGUGUUUACUGUAUUGACAUUAUUUGCAUUUGCUUUUGAUAUUCAUCGUCAAGUUUUCGGAAAUAUUGUUUUCGAUUUAGGAUGGACAACAUUCCAGGUAACUUAAUUUGGUUAGAAUUUCCCUAAAAAGGUUUUUUUUCAGAUUGGAUUCACAGCUGCUCAAUUUCUUGCCAUUUAUGUUGUAAUGAGAGCUCGACGAUAUGUGGCAGCUAAAGAAUUCUGGCAGAACAAAUCUAACGAGGUACAAAAAUUCAAAAAAUCUUUUCCCUCACAUUUUGCAACGUUUUGUUUUUGCAGAGAAUGAGCCCAGUCGACUUGGAAGGCUAA
Caenorhabditis angaria is the source of this 815-nucleotide messenger RNA. The record is from the annotation of a GenBank genome assembly. Lineage: Eukaryota; Metazoa; Nematoda; Chromadorea; Rhabditida; Rhabditidae.